Myxocyprinus asiaticus (Chinese sucker) is the source of this 3609-nucleotide messenger RNA. RefSeq names its product SH3 and PX domains 2Ab (gene sh3pxd2ab). Gene Ontology annotation, molecular function: superoxide-generating NADPH oxidase activator activity; protein binding. The record is from RefSeq and is a predicted model, not a curated record. The transcript has 7 exons. NCBI's taxonomy places the organism in Eukaryota, Metazoa, Chordata, Actinopteri, Cypriniformes, Catostomidae. Gene Ontology annotation, biological process: superoxide anion generation. Bases 404 to 3214 code for a protein of 936 amino acids.
CAUCUUUCACUCCUUCGUCAGUUCUCCCUCUUUCUGUCUUUCCCUCCUUUGCUUCAUUCCUUUAUUCAGUUAAGCCUCUGUCCUGCUACAGAAAACAUUUGUAACUUCCAGAGGAUUCCUCCGUCCCAGAAGCUUGCAAGACACUCAACCCCAUUUAAGCUCUGGGCCCAGGACCAGUAGGAUGUGCCUCAAGAUGAACUGUGGUUGCUCAAAACUCUUUACCUUGGAAUUUUAGUGCUGGAUGAAACUGGAUCUGUUUACCUGAAUUGUGAUUUAAAAAUUGUAUUUGUUAAGACACUAACUCCACAGAUCUGACCCUGGGCCUAUGUUCUUGUGGAUUCUUGGAUGGCCCAUUGAUCUAUUACUGCAUGCUGAUUGGCCAGGGCUGUGUUAGUCUCGGUGAAUGGCGCGGCGCAGUUCAGGUGGACGAGGGCAUGGAGGCAGCUGGCUCACGGCCUGUUUUUUCCCGUCAUCCUCAGGGAGAGAGCGUGGAGAUGCUCUGGGUGCUGAGGAGUGUAUUUGUGUGUAUGUGGUGACGGCGGACUACCAGCGGCAGGAGAAUACAGAGAUCAACCUGAGAGCAGGAGAGAGAGUGGAGGUGAUCGAAAAGAGUGAAAGUGGGUGGUGGUUUGUAAGAACAGCUGAAGAACAAGGCUGGGUUCCUGCUACAUACCUUGUCUCUCUCACAGGACAUCGAGACAGUCACAGAACAUCGAAUGGAGAGACAGAGCAGUAUGUUACAGUUCAGUCCUACAACAGUUUGAGUCCGGAUGAGCUGGGCUUUGAGAGUGGCGUCAUUGUUGAGGUCAUUCAAAGGAAUCUGGAGGGCUGGUGGUUCAUACGUUAUGGGGGUAAGGAAGGGUGGGCCCCAGCUGCCUAUUUGCGGAAGAUGCAAGAUGGUGUUAUGCCUGGUAACCAGGCAACAGAGACAAAUAAACCAGCUGUGCAGGGUCAGGUGGAAAUCAUCGGAAACCUUAUGGAGAUCAGCAACCUUCUGAACAAGAAACCAACGCAAAUUGACACAAAUGCACACCAUAACAGCAAUGCAUCUUUGCAUUCAAGCCAAAAUGCAUACAUGCACUCAAAAACUGACUCAUAUACACAGUACAAUGGUGAUAUAGAACAGACUGAUGCUUACAAUAACAAUAUACACACUAACAAUGACAACAGCACCAGCCUUAGCACAGCAGCUAACACUGGCAUAAGCAGCUCAGUUAUACGCUCAGAAAAGGACAUUGAUGAUCAGGUCAGCUCCAGCUGCAACCCACACACAGAUACAAGUGUGUGUGUCUCAGUCUUGGACACAAGUGUGUCUGUGUCAGUGUCAGAUGCUAGUGUGUCUGUUUCGGAAGCAAGCAUGUGUUCUGCAACACCGUCUGCAAUGAAGACCAAAACCGUUCCUCCAUCUCCUGCCAUUGCUCGAGUUGCACCUCAGAGAUACCACAGUGUGGAGACUAGAUCCCCAUCAAACAGUCAAAAACCACCUCCUCGCCGAGAAAACAGCCUGGGGUUUCAGUUACCUGAACCCCCAGAUCCCCCUAGUGUUGAAGCCGAGUAUUACACCAUUGCUGAGUUCCGCUCCUGCUUGACGGAUGGGAUCAGUUUCAGUGGAGGACAGAAAGCUGAUGUAAUUGAAAAGAACUCUGGAGGUUGGUGGUAUGUCCAGAUCGGAGAGAAAGAGGGUUGGGCCCCAUGUUCUUACAUCGACAAACGUAAGAAGCCUAGCUUGAACCGUCAAACUAGUACACUGACCCGACCCAAGGUCCCACCACCUGCACCGCCAAUUAAAAAGCAGAAUUCGCUUCCGUGUGUGGAGUCAGAUGUCGUGGCCCCAUCAAGUCCACGAAUGUAUGAAGAGCCAGAAUAUGAUGUUCCAGCCGUGGGCAUUGACUUUGACCCUGAGCUUGACUUUUUCCCAGGAGAUGCACCAACUAAAGCACCCCCCCUUCUGUCCCAACGUACCAUUUCUUUCACCUUGGGGGAAGGGGAUGGAGAGGAAGAUGAGGGUGUCUAUGCAAAUGGUGGGUUCAGAUCUUUCCCACAGUUUCAGAACAGCCAUUCAGACAUACAUUCUGGAGCUCAUCGGGCAUCUAUGUGGGACCCACCCGAAUAUGAUGCCCCUACAAUUGAGCCAAGCACUGAGAUCAGUACUCAACGCUACACACACUGUAAGGUCAACCAACAGCAACCAAAGCACAAACAGCAGGCUGAUGAGUCAAAAUCCAAACCAUCUGUCCGUCCAAAACCCGCAAACCCAGAAUGUAGUUCCCUCAGAAGACCCCAAAAAUCUACAAACCAGGAGCAACCAGGCCAAAUACAAUACAGAACCUCACGUACAUCUGAGGAAUCUGAAACCAGCUCCAUUGUGUCUUUGGAAGAAUCUAUGGGCUCCACUGAUCUGUCCAAAGACCAUUCUUCCUUCUUGUACCGCACAACUGCGGCAUACCAGCGGGAGGAGUCAUGCGAGCUUAGCUUCCCUGCAGGAGUACAAGUAGAGGUACUAGAGAAGACGGAAAGUGGCUGGUGGUUUAUCCGUUGGGAAAAUGAGGAAGGCUGGGCACCCACCUUCUACCUUCAGCCAAUCAAAAGCUUAGAUACAGGUGGCAUAGAAACCAAAACCACAGAGAGGUUAAAUUCUGAGACGUCUUGUCCAGAGCUGGAGAUUGCAUUGAAUGUUGGAAAGCUGGGCAAAAGCAUAAGUCUGGAGAAGAAUGAGCAACGUGUUAACCAAAGCCUGAAAAGCACCCACCGAUCGAACCAGCAGAACUGCAGGGUCGGUGUGAAGCAGCUUGCAGUUCGACCUCAAAAUGUCCUCACCAUAACCCACACCAAAGACAACACAAAUAGCUUGUCUACUAAUACGCACACAACUCCAUCAGGAUGGAGGAAUGACGCUCUACCAAGCCGUGCCUCACUCCACAGCUACAAUGACCCAUCCAUCUCAUCCUGUGCAGGUAAUACGGAGAGCAUGACACGUAAGGUGCCUGUUUCAAUGGUUAAACCGAAACCUCACCUCAUCCACAACAAUUUGCGUGAGGAAUAUGUUUCUAUUGCCGAUUACCAUGGCGAUGCUGAGACGAUGAGCUUCCCAGUUGGUACAAGGCUGGAGGUGCUGGAGAGAAACCCAAAUGGCUGGUGGUACUGCCGUGUGCUUGACACAGCUAAAACACGUAAGGGAUGGGUGCCUUCCAACUUCCUUGAGAGGAGGAGCUAAUAGACCUUGGAGGAUUGGUGUAAUAUUCAGUGUUUACCCAUUUUUACAGAAUAUAUAUGGUGGAUGUUAUGCUCACUAACAGAAGAUUAACAAAUAAGAUGAUUGAUCUCAGAAAACAUUGUGAUGAUGCUCUGUUAGACUCAUUAAGGGACACAUUUUGGGAUUAAGAAGGAAUAUUUCUAAAAAGAAUACCAGGGCAGUUUUACCUUUUUCAGAAACAUAUCUAUCUACCUAUCUAUCUAUCUAUCUAUCUAUCUAUCUAUCUAUCUAUCUCAGUAAGUGCCUCUAACAGUAAAUUGGUUUGUGUGAUUAAAAAUGGUGCUAUUCCUUUAUUAAAUCAUUUCAUGUUCAGUUCAAGGCUUGAAAUAAAUAUCUGCUAGAGUGCUAUCUUGCAG